GACCAGAGAAGCUCUGCAGCAUCGCUCCGUUGGGCUUAGAAUAUUUUCCUGAUAACGGCUGGACUUCUACUGGCUGUUCUGGCGGCAGCUCUCAGUGUUCAGACGACGAUGAUGCUUCUUCUUCUUCUUCCUGUUCUCUGAGCCGGAGCUUCACUUUAAACCCACAGGAAAACUUCUUCUGGAUGUGUGAGGAUCAUGCUGCUGCUGCUGCUGUUGGUCUGUCUGCAGACGUCUGUCCAGGAGCAGACUCCGCCCCCUGGUCGCUGUGACUUCCUUCAGAGGGAGGAAGUUCAUUCCAGCUGCACUUCCUGUGCCGCCGACGGCCGCUGUCCCCGAGGGUUCAGCAGCGUAGGAACCAUGAACUGCAGUUACCUGGUCCAGGUGGGCAGCAGGGAUCUCCAGCUUCAUGGAUGUCAGCUCGUCUGUGUGAGGAACUUCAUGUCUCCUCAUUGCUGCCCUCAACACUGGGGGGCGCUGUGCCUCCCUUGUCCCAGCUGGUCGGGAAAAACCUGCAACUUCCACGGAGUCUGUUCUGACGGAGACGUCGGCAAUGGAAGCUGCAUCUGUGAUGACGGGUUCUCUGGGUUCUCGUGUCAGAACUGUAAGAAUCCAAAGGCCUACGGAGAGAAGUGUGAUAAAGUGUGUGAUUGUGAACAUGGAGUGUGUAAUGCAGGUCCAGAGGGUGAUGGUCAGUGUCUGUGUCAGUCUCCGUACACCGGGAGGCGCUGUGACCACGUGAGCAGCGGCUGCAGGGGCUGUCCUCUCUACUCGUUCUGUAAAGGCGACGGAGACGCUGCUUCCUGUGAAUGUCUGCCCGGAUAUCGGAGAACCAACGUGAACAAAUGCAGCAGUGUGUGUUCUCAGAGGGAUUGCGACGUCAACGCUCAGUGUUCCUCUCAGGGAUCCCGGAUCAGCUGCGUUUGUAAACCCGACUACGAGGGCGACGGCCGGGUCUGCCUUCCCAGGAACCCCUGCAGUGACAACAACGGCGGCUGUCCGUCCAACUCCACCGUCUGCGUCUUCAGGGGACCCAACAAGUCCAGCUGCGAGUGCAUGGCCGGCAUGUCUCCAAUAGGAGGCAGUGCUGAGUCGGGCUGCCGGCUGAUCUCCGCCUGCUCAGCUGAUACCUGUGACUCCAGCGCCACCUGCAAGACCGAACUGGACGGACGACCGAGGUGUGUGUGUGAGGCGAAUGAGAUUGGUGAUGGACGGCGUUGUUAUGGCAACCUGAUGGAGCGUCUGAUGGAGUUGGACCGAAGCGGCAGCCAGAGGGAGAACCUGACCGGAGCAGUGGCACUGUUCGAAAAAGGAUGUUCACUGCUGCUGAGCCACAACGGACCGUUUACCGCCUUCAUCCCGCAGCUGAAGACGCCGCUGACGGGCAUUAACGAGGAGCUAAUGUGUAAAAACCACCUGAUCCUGGGUCAGUUCCUCUACGCCGACCUGCAGGGGCGAGACUUCAACAUGUAUGGAGGGGCCAAGCUGAGGACCAAAGACCACCAGAGGUUCAUCCUGAUGGAGGAACCCAGCAGGUUCUACUCUGUCAUCCUGCGGGACCUGCCGGCAGCCAAUGGCAUCAUUCACAUCAUAGACCGGCCAAUCAGCAGCUCGCAGUCGGACAGGGCGGCUCGAGAUGAACAGUUUGCUGAUUUGACGGUCGGAGAGAUUCUGUCUAAAGAUGGAAAAUUCAACCGUUUCCUUUCUCUGGUGGACAACUGUGGGUCGCCUCCUCCUCUGAGGGGUCCGGGUCCAAUCACGGUCUUUGUCCCAACCAACCAGGCGAUAGACCGAGCCCGAGACGGCAGCAUCCUGUACAUGCUGCAUGACGCCAAACACAAACUCCAGGAGCUGCUCAGACAUCAUGUUUUCCCUCAGGCUGUGCUGACGGUGGAUGAUCUCAGCGCUCUGCCUCGCAUCCAGACAAUGGCUAAUCAGAUGAUCAGCAUCAGCGUGUCGAAUGAUGGUCAGAUCUUAUUGGGCGAUAAACGGAUCCAGCUGGCGAGCACCAACAUCAUGGCAUCCAAUGGGAUCAUCCACAUGAUUGACGGGCUGCUGGUCCCGCCCUCCAUCCUGCCCAUCCUCCCCCACCACUGUGAUGUCACCGAGAGCAAGAUCACCGUGACUUAA
Molecule: messenger RNA, 2127 nt
Organism: Acanthochromis polyacanthus (spiny chromis)
Lineage: Eukaryota; Metazoa; Chordata; Actinopteri; Pomacentridae
Product: stabilin-1-like
Exons: 19
Coding region: 196-2127 (643 amino acids)
Source: RefSeq, a predicted model, not a curated record